Molecule: messenger RNA, 749 nt
Organism: Pteropus alecto (black flying fox)
Lineage: Eukaryota; Metazoa; Chordata; Mammalia; Chiroptera; Pteropodidae
Gene: AP1S3
Product: adaptor related protein complex 1 subunit sigma 3
Exons: 5
Coding region: 138-602 (154 amino acids)
Biological process (GO): vesicle-mediated transport; intracellular protein transport
Cellular component (GO): membrane coat; intracellular membrane-bounded organelle; AP-1 adaptor complex
Molecular function (GO): clathrin-cargo adaptor activity
Source: RefSeq, a predicted model, not a curated record
UGUGGGAGGCAGCCAUGGUCUGAGGCGCGCGCCUCACCUGUCGGCCGCGCCGGCUCCUGCGCUGGGCUCUCGGGCUCGUGUGCGCCGCACUCGCCGCUCGCCUUUCGCCGGGCAGGAGCGGUGGCGGCCCCGUCACUAUGAUACAUUUCAUAUUGCUCUUCAGUCGACAAGGGAAAUUACGGCUACAGAAAUGGUACACGACUCUCCCUGACAAAGAAAGGAAAAGGAUCACCCGGGAAAUUAUUCAGAUUGUUCUCUCUCGUGGUCACAGGACAAGCAGUUUUAUUGACUGGAAAGAGCUAAAACUUGUUUAUAAAAGGUAUGCUAGUUUAUAUUUUUGCUGUGCAAUUGAAAAUCAGGACAAUGAGCUGUUGACACUAGAGACUGUGCAUCGUUAUGUGGAGUUGCUGGACAAAUACUUUGGAAAUGUCUGUGAGCUGGAUAUUAUCUUUAAUUUUGAAAAGGCUUAUUUUAUCCUGGAUGAAUUUAUAAUAGGUGGAGAAAUUCAAGAAACAUCCAAGAAAUUAGCUGUCAAAGCUAUUGAAGAUUCUGAUAUGUUACAAGAGACAUUGGAAGAAUACAUGAACAAGCCUACAUUUUAACUGGAAGACUCUGAGUGCUGCAUGCUGGGGACUUGUAAAGAAGCAAUGUUUUGCAUCCAGUUAUUUGAGAAAGCCUCCAGCACCAUGCCAAAAAUAACUCAAAAGGGAUUUUUUUUUAACUAGCAAAAAUUAAAGUUGUUUAACAUA